GAUGCCCGAACGACUGUCAACCCUCAACCUGCAAUCUUCAACCACAACCCGAAGACCAACCGCCGAGAAGCCGCUGUGUGAGGGAUCAUAUAUACAUACGCAUUAGGAUGUCGAGCAACGAGAGCGAAGACAGCAGACAGCAGUACACCGAGUACAGGGCAAUCAAGCGGAUCCGCCAAGCUUGUGCGAAUUGCAGGCGGAAGAAGGUACGCUGUUCGGGAGAGCGUCCAGUCUGCUCUUUUUGCCAGCGGCUAUCACAACCUUGCUCGUAUAACGAUGGACAUACGAUCCAGCAGGGGGAACAGAACUCUGAUGUCUCUGCCAAUCUUCAGAUUAAUGACGCUGGGGUGAUUUCAAGGAUCGAGGCUCUCGAGUCGCAAUUGAAAAGUCUCCAAGAAGAAUUUCACAGAACUCAAACUCCAGCCCGGCAGUCUUCCAGUCCUCCUCGAGAUGAACUCGACGGCGAAACUGUUAUCCAGACGCUUCCAGACGCUUCCCCGGCUAUCCAAGAUGAAGCUUCCCGACCAGUACUAAAUAGCCAAGGCCUUGGAGAGGAUUAUAGAAGGUUCCAAAAACUACCUCCCAAAGAUAUUCAGGAUGCCAUUAUCGACCAAUACUUUGCCUCCUGCGAAGGGCAACCAUACUCUCUAUUUCACGAACCGCUAUUCAGGCAACGCCUAGGUGAUGGUCGCGUUCCCGAGUACUUGCUAUUCUCCGUACUAGCUACAGGACUUCGACACUGCCCAAUCGGAUCUCUCCAUGGCUAUCAAUCGGAUGCAAUUGAACAGUAUACGAAGCAAUCAUGGAAGAUUGUCGUCAAGGAGUGGAAUCAACUUGAUGGGGGAUCGGACUUAGACCUCACUCGGGCAGUGCUAUUACAUUCAGUGAUUGAUUUUACGAGUGGUAAACAUCACCAGGGAUGGAUCAAAAUCGGCCUCACCAUCCGUCUCUCACAAGAUCUUGGGUUGAUGGAUGAGCCGGACGUCACUUUGAGUCCAAUCGACAAAGAGGAGCGCAGGCGUCUCUUCUGGUCUAUUUACUUACUGGAUAAAUACGUUUCCUGCAAUAAGAACCGCCCUGCUGGAAUUAUGGAUGAAGAUUGUACGGUGCAACUUCCUUGUAGGGGGGAAGAAUUUGAGGGAGGACAAGACGUGACGACCCAGAGCCUUGAGCAAAUCCUGAGCCUGACGCCUUCGACUCCCCCAGGGAGCUUUGCUCUUACGGUGUCAGUAUCUUGCUUGUUGAUGAAGGCUACAAAGUACUGCCUGUCUGUUAAAGGCGGCGCAUGUCGGAUUCCACCCUGGGACCCUACCUCUCCCUUUGCCUCGAUAUCUUCCAAACUUGAUUCUUUAGAGGCACGCUACCAGAUUGGCGGUCAUUUUGACUUUGCUGCCGUGGCAGAAAAAUUUCAAGCCGCUGGAAGAGCUACUAGAGUAGACUUACAGUACCUCAUUCUUGCCAACGCUCUGUGGUAUCUUUCUCAAUGUCUCUUAUAUCAUCCCCUGCUCCUGCUAAGACGUCCAAACAUUGCCAAUAUCAGCGGUCAUGGGGCGCGGAACUUUUUCCGCCGCGCACUUGAAUCUGUAAGGGAACAUGCCGCCGGGCUUUCGAGAUUUAUGAAAGAGAUAAGCAUUGCGGGGUACUGCUCGAAAAUGAGCAUGCAUGGUUACUGCCUCCUGGUUCCGAGUACGGUACAUAUUUUGAACUUGUCCUCUACCGAUCCUGCCGUGCAGGAGGAGUCGUCUCAGUUGCUGGAAUCCAAUAUAGAGAUCUUGAAAGAGCUCUCGUUGACUUGGCCCAGUGCGAAGCUAAUGGUAAUCAAUCUUUCUCCUAACGGGUUAUGUUGUGGCUAA
Molecule: messenger RNA, 1853 nt
Organism: Amorphotheca resinae ATCC 22711
Lineage: Eukaryota; Fungi; Ascomycota; Leotiomycetes; Helotiales; Amorphothecaceae
Exons: 6
Biological process (GO): DNA-templated transcription; regulation of DNA-templated transcription
Cellular component (GO): nucleus
Molecular function (GO): DNA-binding transcription factor activity, RNA polymerase II-specific; zinc ion binding; DNA binding
Source: RefSeq, a predicted model, not a curated record